This is a messenger RNA of Bombyx mandarina (wild silkworm), 4018 nucleotides long. Its product is annotated as ubiquitin-conjugating enzyme E2 W. The record is from RefSeq and is a predicted model, not a curated record. Lineage: Eukaryota; Metazoa; Arthropoda; Insecta; Lepidoptera; Bombycidae.
GUUCAACCCUUCGAAGUGCAAUUAUGAUUUUUUAUUAUAGCAACUUCAUACGUCUAAUUUCAUUACAAUGGCGGCUCUGUCUCCGUCCGAGCGGCGUCUUCAAAAAGAACUUAUGUCAUUGAUGAAAGAACCACCUCCAGGAGUCACCGUAGACGGAGAUCAGGCCAGUCAAAAUCUAACACUAUGGACAGUACACAUGGAAGGCGUACCUGGAACAUUAUAUGAAGGCGAAAAGUUCGUGUUGCAGUUCAAAUUCACAAACAAAUACCCCUUUGAUUCCCCUGAAGUAACGUUCAUAGGCAACAACAUUCCCGUUCACCCGCACGUGUACUCGAACGGGCACAUCUGCCUCUCGAUCCUCACCGACGACUGGUCGCCGGCGCUGUCGGUGCAAUCAGUCUGCCUCUCGAUCGUGUCGAUGCUCAGUAGCUGUAAGGAAAAGAGACGACCGCCUGAUAAUUCGUUCUACGUUAAAACCUGUAAUAAAAAUCCUAAGAAAACAAAAUGGUGGUAUCAUGAUGAUUCGGUGUAGCAAGCCAUGCGGUUCAUUCUAUCGAACAUGGAUGAUUAAAUCUCAGUAUGUGAUAAGUGUUAUAAUAAUGAGGAUGUACGGUGCGCGAACGAGUCCGGGACGGGGCGCGUCGAACGACGGACUUAUUUUCUUCAACGAGGAUCAAAAUGUCCGUCACAAACGCGAUCAUAUCGCACAUACAGAGCUAUAAUGUCACUUAUGCGAUUCUUGUCUGAGAAAAUCAAAUUUUUUUAUAGUUAUUAGUGAGACGUUUGCUUUUACUGAUACUCUUCCCCCUGAAGCUCUUCCCCCAACCUACGCAAUAAAAAAAAUCUUUAAUAGAGAAGAACUAUAUAACAGUAAUAUUUAGUUGAAUUUUCAAAUUCUUCUCCUGAAAAAUUACAUAAUUUGCAUAAGUGAUGUUAUAGCACUGUAUGUGCGAUAAUACCUGAUCGUUUAAAAUUCAUAAACGUUGAUUUGCACGGUACGAAAUUCGGAGCGGGCUGAGGAACGUUGUUGUCCAGAGCUAACGAAGGCGACGCGAAUUUAGUGAUGUUUACAGUCGACAGCGAUAAUCGCACGACAGACUUGCGGACAGACAACGUGUCCUCGUGCGAUGGAAGCUGAUUCUCGUUGUCCUUGAACGAAGUCAAAAUUGAGAUUAAGUAUGGUGUGGUUGUAAUAUGUAAUUAAAUUGUAUAAUAUUAAUGUGUCUCGUUGAUAAGUUUUAAUUUAUCCUGUAAAAAAAAACGUUUGCAAAAUUAUGAUUGUUUCUUGUGAUUAAAAGACUCGACGCUGGGGCCGGCUCGAGUCGACCGGUGUUGUCAGAGCAAAAUAUUUGGUGGCUGUAGUAGUAGCAUUUCGUUUGAGUAGCGCAGAUUCAACUCGAGUUUUUUUUUUGUUAUUUUACAUUUAAUACGUUUUUUAUAUAUUUAUUUUCAUAAUUUAUGUUUAUAAAAAAUUCAAUUGUAUUUGGCAUACAAUGAUAAAUGAAAAUGCUACUGUUUGUUCAUACGACAUACUCUUGUUUAAUUAACUGUACAUACAACUUACCUUUAGUUAAUGUAAUUAUUCAAAUCUUGUAAAUUUUAGUUUAUAAAUAAUCUUUAACGUUACGAUUUAUUAUUUGAUCCAAAUGAACUUGCAUCUUUUUCAUCUUUUUACCUCGAACCGUCCAAAUUAGUCAAGUUAAUGAAUGCUGAUGAUUUUCAAUUAAGUCUGCACUAAAGAAGCAUGCGAAGGAAACGGAAAAAGUUCGAAUCCGGAUAAAUCUUCAGUUUUGUCUCACAUUAAUUUCAGCUCGAUAUAAAAGUCGAAAGUCGAGUUCACAGAUCAUUACAGAUAAAAGCCAAAUUGAAGAAGACAUUAUUUAUAACUUUUAUUAAUUUCAAAAUCAAAACAAUGAAAUACAUGUUCGUAAAAUAUUUUUUCUCGAAACUGAAAUGGAACAACAAAAUUAAAACAAGUAAAAGACACAACCUAUUGUUCCCUUAGCCCCUUUUCUUUAAACUGUGAAUUUUUAAAUAACACUCUAUACAUUUCCGUUCUAAAAGUUCGGCAUUUCAAUCAGUAAACUAAUGUAACAAGCGAACAACAAAAAAAUAUAUUUAAAUUAUUAAAUCAAAUAAAUGGUUACGCAAACUAUCAUUACCGCAUUUUAAUUGGAUCGUAAAACAAUAACCCACGAAUACACUAGUAAAAUGUAAUUAUGUAUGAUAAUUGAAUUGCUUUAGUUAUGUUAUAGCGUGCCUUGUGUGCCUCUCAAUCAAAUAUUAAAAAACAAAAAUCUCUGACAUUUUUAAUUCAGUACCAAACAUUAAAUGAGUUGGAAAGUCAUUAGUUAAGAGCUUGAAAACAUUUGUUUUUGCAUCAUACAAUUAUAUGUUAAUAUUUUUGGAUUUUAUAAAAGCUUAAUAAAAAAAAAUGUUGUGGCCAACUUACUCAUGCCUUGUGCCCAUGUAGAGGGCGUAUGCAAUAGUUCACGAAAACGAAGACAACGCUGUUUUAUUUUAGGUAAUUUAUGCAGGGGAGAAGUAAGGAGCACCGUCUUGUGUAGGGGACAAGUUGAAAGUGUUGACCUGUAAUCAUUAAGUUGUAGUUCGGAGAUUCACCGACAUAGCGCUAGUGUUGGAAGUGGAGUGCGGCAGUUUAAAUCUCUCCACUUGCUACUGUAGGCCACCUUAAUUAGCUCCCUUUCAACGGACAGUUUUUAAUACACUGAGACCUUACUUCUUACUUACUUCUACCCUCAAUAAAAUAGUUUAAUGCAACUAAAUACAAACACGCACGCGUCUCAAGUAACGUAACUGACUCACGUACUCACAAAAUACACAAGUAUUCAUGCUCGUUGGUGCCGCAAUCGAGCACAAUUACUGACUCGCCUUAGGGAUUGGAAUUGCUUUAUCUUUUAACUUUCUCUUUUUAUUAAAAAAAAUCUUGUAAAUGUGCGAAAAAACGUUUUAUUUUUAAAUUGGUAACCCUAAGGUUUAUCAGUGACUUGUAAACAAAUGAAAAAAGAUCGAUUGAUGAACAGGAUACGAGGACGCUGAACUGUUUUGUGCUUCUCUAGUUAUGUUCAGAUUUUGAAAAAGGAAUAUUGUUAGCUUUUUUUGUCGAAGCAGUUGUCUCGCUUCUGCAAACGGUCCAUAUACACUGCCUGUAUAUACGGAACGUGAGGUGUGUUCAGGAGCGCUCACGAUUAGCAGCCUGACACCAAUAUUUUCAUUGCUAAUGGAACGAGUGAUUGCGAGUUAAAAUUAUCGUCUGACUGACUAAUUUGAAAACAUAAACUAGCAAAGAUUAAUUACAUUAAGCAAUUUUAGACCAAAAAUAUUACGCAGUUUAUUUUUUAAUCCCUUUUACUCUUUUUCGUAUGUUUUUUUGCCAUUUGUAAACUUAGGUUUAUAUAGAGAGCUACCAGACAUUCAUGUAUUAGGUUUUUUUUAAAUAUAGCAACACAUUCCUGUAAUAAUACUGAUUCACCGAUUUUAUUUGUCUUUUAUGUAUCAAAAUAAAUGCUUAAUUUAUUUAAAUAAACGUAAUAGUCAAAACACGUUUUAUCACUUGAUUUUACGGGAAGAUUUAGAGAAUGGGCAAACGAGCGUACGGCCCUCCUCUUCUUAAAUUGUUACCAGACUCCAAGUGCCUAUUUCUGCCGUGAAGCAGUAAUGCGUUUCGGUUUGAAGGGUGGGGCAGCCGUUGUACUGUUAAACUAAGACAUUGGAACUCGUGUAUCAAGGUGGGGGCAUUUACGUUGUAUAUGUCUAUGGGCUCUGGUAAUCACUGAACACUAUGUGAGCGAUGAGCUGGUCCACCUGCUAAGCACUAAAACAAAGGACGCUACAGUGUGAUUGAUACUGCCUUGAGGCAUGAGGUCUAGGUCUGCGGAUUCUUCGAACCGAACCGCACAAUUACUUCGCAGCAGUAAGAGAAAGGGUGGUCAUUAGUACCGAUAUUUUAAGCUUUAUUGAAAAUUCAUUAAUAAAACCUUCAUAUGUUUCAAUGUGA